Messenger RNA from Pristis pectinata (smalltooth sawfish), 15579 nucleotides. It is a transcript of the gene usp24, whose product is annotated as ubiquitin specific peptidase 24. Gene Ontology annotation, molecular function: cysteine-type deubiquitinase activity; protein binding; cysteine-type endopeptidase activity. The record is from RefSeq and is a predicted model, not a curated record. Bases 212 to 7999 code for a protein of 2595 amino acids. NCBI's taxonomy places the organism in Eukaryota, Metazoa, Chordata, Chondrichthyes, Rhinopristiformes, Pristidae. Gene Ontology annotation, biological process: protein deubiquitination. The transcript is spliced from 67 exons. Gene Ontology annotation, cellular component: cytosol; nucleus.
UUUCCUGUCAACAUGGCGCCGUGUGCUUCAGAUCCAGUGUAACUGUUUCAGUUCAUCAGAGAUAACGGCCCGCUGAGCUAUUCUGUGUCCACGUUACACUUAGUGGGGGGCUUUAGGGCGUCUGGUGUGGCGUCACCCUGAGGCAGGGGACCUGUGUCGGUGUAGGCUCUAUGGACGAGUAGGACCGAAGUGAUAGACUGUAUCCACCGGGAUGGACGUGGAGGAAGAGCACAUGACGACGCUGCUGUGCAUGGGCUUCUCGGAGCCCGCCGCCAUCCGCAAGGCGCUCCGUAUGGCCAAGAACGACAUUAAUGAGGCGGUGGCCCUCCUCACGAACGAGAGCCCUGGCCUCGGCUACGAGCCUAUGGAGAGUGGCGACCGCCAAGUGGGCGGCAGUGGCGGAGGAGGCGGAGGGGGCGGCGGUGGAGGGACCGGUUCCCGCGGUGGUGGUGGAGGGAAUGGAGGUGGAGGAGACUACAGCCGGAGUGGGUUUGAUCCGCCACCCGCUUAUGACGAGGUGGUAGAGGUGGAGAGGAGCAAUGAUGAGAAUGGAAACUGUUCAGGGACCAUUGAAUUUCCAACCACAAAUCUGUAUGAAUUGGAAAGUCGAGUGUUCACUGAUCACUGGUCUAUCCCUUACAAACGUGAAGAAUCACUGGGCAAGUGCCUGAUAGCAUCCACGUGCCUAGCACGGCUUGGUCUUGCUGAUGCUGAUGAAAAUUGUAAACGAUUUACAGACCGAUGUAUGCCAGAAGCUUUUAAAAAGUUAUUAACUUCGAGUGCUGUCCAUAAAUGGGGUACUGAAAUCCACGAGGGAAUUUACAACAUGGUGAUGCUUUUAGUGGAUCUGGUUGCAGCACGAGUCAAACAAGACCCAAUUCCGAUCAGCCUUAUGGGAGUACUCACUAUGGCCUUCAAUCCAGGUAAUGAGUAUCAUUUCAAGAACCGAAUGAAAAUGUGCCAGAGAAAUUGGGCAGAUGUUUUUGGAGAUGGCAAAAUGUAUGCCAUCUCACCACCAGCCAAUUUACAGAAGGAACCUCAUGGCUGGCUCAUAGAUCUGGUUAAUCGGUUUGGUGAGAUGGGUGGGUUUUCAGCAAUCCAGCUUAAGCUUGGCGCAGAGGAUAUAGAAACUGCAGCUGUAUCGGCACUGGUGCAGCCUUUGAGUGUCUGUGCUGAAUAUCUAAAUCCCAUGGUGGUACAGCCCAUGCUGGACCCUGUCAUCGAUAAAAUGAUUAGAUAUGUACAAAGUUUAGAAGAAAAAGAUCUGAAAGACAAGAGAUUGGUGACCAUUCCAGAGCUGCUCUCUGCCAUCAAACUGUUGUGCAUGCGCUUUCAGCCUGCAUUGGUAACUGUGGUUGAUGACCUCCGAUUAGACAUCCUCUUACGUAUGUUGAAAACUCCUCAUUUUAGUGCAAAAAUGAAUUCAUUAAAAGAGGUUACUAAAUUGAUUGAGGACAGUACCUUAUCAAAGUCUGUGAAGAAUGCAAUUGAUACAGACCGAUUAUUAGACUGGCUAGUGGAAAAUUCUGUACUGUCAAUAGCACUUGAAGGAAAUAUUGAUCAAGCACAAUACUGUGAUAGAAUAAAGGGAAUAAUUGAACUGCUGGGCAGUAAACUCUCUCUAGAUGAACUUACCAAGAUUUGGCGCAUUCAGUCAGGACAAUCUUCAACUGUCAUUGAAAAUAUUCAUACCAUUAUUGCUGCUGCUGCUGCCAAGUUCAACUAUGAUCAACUGAACCAUCUCUUUAUCUUAAUACAGAAGAGUUGGGAAAUUGAGAGUGACCGUAUUAGACAAAAACUUCUCAGCCUUAUAGGAAAAAUUGGUCGUGAAGCACGUUCUGAGAAUACCACAGGAAAGGUGUUGGAAGUGCUUUGGGACCUUGCCCAUUUACCAGCACUUCCCACUAACUUGGUCCAGCCAGCACUGGAAGAGCACCUGACUAUACUCAGUGAAGCUUAUGCAGUAAAGGAGCAAAUCAAGCGAAGCUACAUUAUUAAAUGUAUAGAAGACAUUAAAAAGUCCUCCCAGCAAAAUAACCAGCAACCAGUAUGGGUGGUUCCAGCAUUGCGGCAACUUCACGAGAUUACCAGGUCCUUCAUCAAACAAAGCUGUCAGAAACAAGAUAAGAGCAUUGUGCAGGACUUGAAGAAGAACUUUGAAAUCGUGAAAUUAGUUACAGGGAGCCUUGUAGCUUGCCAUCGACUAGCACUUUCUGCAGCUGGUCCAGGAGGCCUGACAGGAUCAACAAUCGUAGAUGGCAGAUACACCCAUCAAGAUUACCUGGAAGCACACCUGAGGUUCCUUGCAUUUUUUCUUCAAGAAGCCAGCCUUUACAUUGGCUGGAAUCGUGCCAAGGAGAUUUGGGAGUGCCUGGUGUCUGGGGCAGAUAUCUGUGAACUCGAUCGAGAGUUGUGCUUUGAAUGGUUUACCAAAGGACAUGGAGACUUGGAGAGUGAUGUUCAACAACAGCUUUUUAAAGAGAAAAUCCUCAAACUGGAACCCUAUGAAAUCACUAUGAAUGGUUUUAAUCUCUUCAAAACUUUUUUUGAAAUUGUAAAUCUUUCUGAUCAUCGACUGAAAAAACAAGGUGCUCAGCUGCAUGUUGAAAAAUUGGAGCUAUCAGGAAUGGAUUUUAUCUGGAGAAUUGCCAUGGAGUCACCAGAUGAAGAAAUUGCCCAUGAGGCGAUCCAGCUGAUCAUUAAUUACAGCUACAUUAGUCUGAAUCCACGUUUGAAAAAGGACUCUGUUUCCCUUCAUAAGAAAUUCAUAGCCGAUUGUUACAAACGUUUGGAAGUCGCUAGUUCAGCUUUAGGAGGUCCUACCUUGACACAUGCUGUUACAAGAGCAACUAAAAUGUUAACAGCUACAGCCAUGCCCACUGUUGCUACAUCGGUACAGUCACCAUCCAGGUCCAGUAAACUUGUCAUAAUUGAACGGUUGCUGCUGCUUGCUGAAAGAUAUGUGAUUACAAUAGAGGAUCUGUACUCUGUUCCCCGGACCAUCCUACCUCAUGGAGCUUCUUUCCAUGGACAUCCUGUUACUAUCUCGGUUAUUUGUGAGUCCACAAAAGAUUCAUUUACUAUUGAGGCUCACAGCAACGAAACUGUUGGCAGUGUCAGGUGGAAGAUGGCGGCACAUAUCAACUGUCCAUUGGAUAACUUACAAAUAUUUGCCAAUGAUAGCUUGCUCACCAUGAACAAAGAUCAAAAGUUGCUUCACCAGUUGGGGUUUGCAGAUGAGCAAAUACUGACUGUAAAGAUGCCCGUAAUGGGUACACCUUCGGGAAGUUCAGUUGACUCAUCCACUAGUAGUAGUGUAUUCAAUUCAGCAUAUGCCAUGGAACAGGAGAAAUCACUGCCUGGUGUUGUGAUGGCACUCGUGUGUAAUGUGUUUGAUAUGCUUUAUCAGCUUGCCAAUCUUGAAGAACCAAGGAUAACGGUGCGUGUUAGAAAGUUGCUGCUGUUGGUUCCAACUGAUCCAGCCAUUCAGGAAGCACUGGAUACACUUGAUGCUUUAGGUAGAAAACAGAAAACAUUGUUGACUGAUUCAAGUCACCAAACUUCCAAGUCACCUUCACUUUCUUCAAAGCAACAGCAUCAGCCAAGUGCAAAUACUAUUCUGGAGAGCCUGUUCAGAUCGUCGGCACCGGGAAUGUCCACCUUCAGAGUACUUUAUAACCUAGAGGUUCUCAGUUCCAAGCUGAUGCCUACGUCAGAUGAUGAGAUGGCAAGGAACUGUGCAAAAUCUUUCUGUGAAAAUUUUCUAAAAGCAGGAGGUUUAAGUUUGGUGGUGAAUGUUAUGCAGCGGGAUUCCAUUCCAUCUGAAGUGGAUUAUGAGACAAGACAGGGAGUUUAUUCAAUCUGUCUGCAGCUUGCAAGGUUUCUGCUAGUUGGCCAGACCAUGCCGCCUACAUUAGACGAUGAUUUCCUGAAAGAUGGAAUGGAAGCAUUGUCCUCGCGUCCAUUUCGCAAUGUUAGUCGUCAGACCAGUCGGCAGCUAUCGAUGUGUGGUGGGCAAGAAAAAUCAACAAUGAGACAGAUGAGUGUGACUUCAGAUCGGUCGUCAAUAAGAAUUGAGGAGAUAAUACCUGCAGCCAGAGUGGCAAUACAGACAAUGGAUGUGAAUGAUUUCACCUCAACAGUGGCCUGCUUCAUGAGACUGACAUGGGCAGCAGCAGCUGGGCGUCUUGACCUGGUGGGGAGCUGCCAGCCAAUUCGAGAGAGUACCAAUUGUUUAUUUUCUGUUGGUAUUCGAAAUAGACUCAGCAGUUCAGGCAGCACUUGCAGUACUGGAAGUGAGGGUGAAUCGACCACGCUACAUGCAGGCAUAUGUGUGAAGCAGCAUUCUGUCUCCACCAAAGAUACUCUUAUUGCUCGAGAGGCCCUAUCACUUCUGGUUACAUGUUUACAGCUGCGGUGCCAGCAACUAGGUUCGUUUUAUAUUCUUCCUUGUGUGAGUGAUUUUAUCAUAGAUAUUCUGCUUGGAUCCCCCAGUGCUGAGAUCAGAAGGGUCGCCUGGGAUCAGUUGUAUACACUGAGUCAAACGGAUACCUCUGCAAACCCAGAAAUACAGAAACCUAAUCAGUUCCUUCUGCAUGUCAUCCUCACAACACAGCUUCCACUCUGGUCCCCAACCAGCAUCAUGCGUGGAGUCAACCAAAGGCUGUUAUCCCAAUGUACUGAAUAUUUUGGCUUGCGUUGCCAGUUAUUGGAUGACUUAACAUCUUCAGAAAUGGAACAGCUUCGUAUUAGCCCUGCUGCGAUGUUGGAAGAUGAAGUUAACUGGCUUGACAACUUUGAGCCUACGUGGACGGCUGAAUCAGAGACGAGCGAGUCAGAUAAUGUUCUGCUUGCGGGACAUCUGCGCCUUAUCAAAACUCUACUGUCACUGAGUGGGCCAGAAAAGGAAUUGCUUGGACCAUCAUUAAUCAAACAAUUGAUGGAAGACUUCCUGUUCCGUGCUUCAAAAAUUAUCUUGACCAGCAGCAGUCCAGCUGGGAGCUGCUCAAUUAGUCAACAGGAUUUCCAUCCAAAGUGCAGUACAGUCAAUAGUCGUCUUGCCGCUUAUGAAGUGCUGGUUAUGUUGGCAGACAGCUCGUUGAGCAACCUCCAGCUUAUCUCCAAUGAGCUCCUUUCGAUGCACCACCAAUUUGACCCUGCGCUUACAAAGGAAUUUGAGUACUUGCCACCUGUUGACAGUCGUGCCAUCUCUGGGUUUGUUGGUUUGAAGAAUGGAGGAGCCACAUGCUAUAUGAAUGCAGUGUUCCAGCAACUCUACAUGCAGCCUGGGUUACCAGAAGCAAUGUUGUCAGUAGAUGACGAUGAUGAUGAGAAUCCAGAAGAAAAUGUAUUUUAUCAAGUUCAGUCCCUCUUUGGACACCUGAUGGAAAGUAAAUUGCAAUAUUACGUCCCAGAGACCUUCUGGAAGAUUUUUAAAAUGUGGAAUAAAGAGCUGUAUGUGCGUGAGCAACAAGAUGCAUACGAGUUUUUUACUAGUCUGAUAGACCAGCUGGAUGAGCACCUUAAGAAACUCGGACGUGAACAAUUUUUUAAGAACACUUUCCAGGGUAUUUUCUCUGACCAGAAGAUCUGCAAAGAUUGUCCUCACAGGUAUGAACGCGAGGAAGCAUUCAUGGCACUGAACCUGGGAGUAACAUCAUGCCAAAGCCUGGAAAUAUCGCUAGAUCAGUUUGUAAGAGGCGAGGUGCUUGAAGGAGGCAAUGCAUACUACUGUGAGAAGUGUAAAGAGAAGAGGACAACAGUGAAGCGGAUGUGCAUCAAGUCUCUGCCAAGUGUGUUAGUCAUCCAUUUAAUGAGAUUUGGCUUUGACUGGGAGAGUGGGCGUUCUAUCAAGUAUGAUGAGCAAAUACGGUUUCCUUGGCUUCUAAACAUGGAGCCAUAUACUGUGUCUGGAAUGGCACGGCAAGAGCACUCUUCUGAACAUGGUGAAAAUGGCAAAGCAGGUGAUCACAUGGGUGGCGGCUCUCCAAGAAAGAAAGGUGCCCCAACUGAAAACUAUGAGCUGGUUGGAGUGAUUGUUCAUAGUGGUCAGGCACAUGCUGGACACUAUUACUCAUUCAUCAAGGACAGGAGGGCUGGUAGCAAAGGGAAAUGGUACAAAUUCAAUGAUACAGUGGUAGAAGAGUUUGAUCUAAAUGAUGAGACGUUGGAGUUUGAAUGUUUUGGUGGAGAGUACAGACCGAAAGUCUACGAUCAAUCAAACCCUUAUCCUGAAGUCCGCCGCAGGUAUUGGAAUGCCUACAUGUUAUUUUACCAGCGAAUGUUAGACCAAAAUUCUCCAGUUUUACCAAAGAAAAGUCGAGUUAGUGUUGUUCGACAGGAGGCAGAGGACUUAUCCUUAUCUGCACCCUCUUCACCUGAAGUUUCACCCCAGUCAUCCCCUCGUCCUCACAGACCAAACAAUGACCGCCUUUCAUUGUUGACCAAACUGGUAAGGAAGGGAGAAAAGAAGGGACUCUUUGUGGAAAAAUUGCCAGCCAGGAUUUACCAGAUGGUACGAGAUGAGAACUUGAAAUUCAUGAAAAACAGAGAUGUUUUCAACAGUGACUACUUCAGUUUCAUGCUUUCUUUGAUUUCACUCAAUGCAACUAAACUGAAGCAUCCAAUGUACCAAUCCAUGGCAAAGAUUGGCAUGAAGCUUGCCAUCCAGUUUCUCUUUCAAACCUAUUUGCGAACCAAGAAAAAACUCAGGGUGGAUACAGGAGAAUGGAUAACCCUCAUCGAGAGGUUGCUUACAAGCAGUUGUGAUGCCUGUCAAUGGCUAAUUGAAUUCCUAGUUGGGUCUGAGGGUCGAGAACUGAUAAAGAUUUUCCUUCUGGAGUGCACUGUUCGAGAGGUCAGAGUCACUGUUGCUACCAUUCUAGAAAAAGCCCUCGAGAGUGCUCUGCUUUAUCAGGAAAAGCUGAAAGGAUUGGACCAGCUGCUGGAAGUGCUGCUUGGCUUACUGGACAAGGAUGUAGCCGAAAAUUGCAAAAACUGUUCCCAGUACUUCAACCUCUUCAACAACUUUGUGCAAAAGGGUUUCAAGGCCUGUCAGCUCUUAUUCAAACACUCUGCAUUUAAACGAAUGCUUUGUUUUCUUCUGGGUCCAUCAAGGCAGAACAACCAAAGUCGGCGCUGGAGUUCUGCACAGGCCCGUGAAUUCUGGUAUCUUCAUAUCACUUUGGCAUCACUCGUCCUACAUACAGACAUUUCAUCCCUACUCACAGUUGAUCCCGGGCAGUACAAAUGGCAUUCACCAACUCCACAGGUACCUUUACACCAAGAUGUAGAAACUCUCUUCAGACCUGAAGGACAAGCUUACCUACUUGAGGUUAUGUAUGCUAUGCGAGAGCUGACAGGAUCUUUGUCUGUGCUUUCUGAGAUGGUGACUUACUGCUGUUUCUGCAAUGAACAUUUCUCAUUGGUGCAGGCGCUACAGACCAUUAAGAUCCAACUGGAGACAGCUCCACCUCACGAACUGAAGAAUAUCUUCCAAUUACUACAUGAAAUCCUGGUUAUUGAAGAUCCAUUGCAAUCUCGCCGGCUGAAGUUUGCUUUUGAGUCGGAGAAAGGACUUUUAGCCCUGAUGCACCAGAGUAACAAUGUUGACAGCAGCCGCUGCUAUCAGUGUAUCAAAUUUCUGGUACUAUUAGCUCAGAAAUGCUCAGCUGCAAAGGAUUACUUUCGUGAACAUCCCCAUCACUGGAGCUGGGCUGUGCAGUGGUUACAGAAAAAGAUGUCUGAACAUUAUUGGGCACCGCAGAGCAACAUAUCGAAUGAAACCUCAACUGCAAAGACAUUUCAGCGCACAAUUUCAGCACAGGAUACAUUAGCCUAUGCUACAGCCCUUUUGAAUGAAAAGGAACAAUCUGGGAGCAGUAAUGGUUCAGAAGGCAGCCCAGCUGCAGAGAAUGGAGAUAGAACUCUUCGACAGGGCUCAGAAUCACCAAUGAUGAUUGGUGAAUCUAAAAGUGAUCUUGAUGAUAUGGAUUCGUAAAGAAGACUGGAAAUUCCUUUGGACAAUGCUUGGUGUCAAUUAACUUUAUUAGUGCUGAAUGACUUGGCACCAUAUCAGAUGGCUUUGGGCACCAUUCGAUCGGGGGAAGGUGCACAGACUCCCAGGUUGCAGAUAGCAGGCACUGUUAUGAAGCGAACUUUGCCAAGAGUUAAAGCUCAAGACUUAAUGCAAGUCUCUCUUGUUCUUUGAAGAUUUUGUAUGGAAAAGGAUAAUUUGAUUGUGCUUGUGAAUAUUCAAAAAAGGAAGUUUUUAUCUAAUGCUUUCAGUAGUAACUGCGGAGGAUUUGAUUAAGAUUUUCAUACAAUCUUGGUGAAAGAAGAGCUUGUUAAUUUGUGUAUAAUAGUCCCCAGAGUUUGGAGUAACAAAAUCCUUUGUGGUACUGCGUUAUAUAGAUUUAAUUUUAUUUGUAUAAUACAGCAUCUGGUAAAUCUGUUCACAUUAGGUUACAAUAAUUGUUUGUUAGAAUAUUUAAUAGGUUCCAGGUGCUUUUGCAAAGAGGAAUCUUGGUUAACAAGAAUGUACUCUGUACAUGAGUGCAUCUAUUGUGUUACCUUUUUUAACUGCGGCCUGGAAUGUUAUUAAAUAUUAGAUUAAUCCUUUAAUAAAGGCAACACACAUUUUGUUUUUUAAAUUCAUAUGACCAGCUGCCAUUUUCCAAUGAGAUUGAUGUUAACAAUGUAUAUUUUGCUUUGAGGAGCUCAAAGUCUAAUCUUUAUGGUCAUUUAUGCAAUAGAUGUUAGAAUUUUAGUUGGUGAGAUAUUAACUAUGUUUCAUUACAAUGACGUAAGUCACCAUUAUUUUGAUCGCACCAUAAAUUUGCAUUGCUUCUGUUUUUAAGAUGGCCUUAAUUUGUUUUAGAAUCACAUUUUGACACCUUUUAUUAUAGAAAUAGAAUAUGUAAUGGGCAAGUGUGUAAUAUUUACUUGGCAAAUUCACCUACACUAGUAAAUUCGUGCAUGUUGUUUUGCAGUUUCUGACGCUACCAACCCAGUAAAUGAUGGGAGAAGAAUGCACCUACAUGCAGCUCAUGGGAUGUAUAAGAAUCACUUAUCACUGGGUUAGACAAUAUUCAUGACAUCAAGCAGUUUGUAACCAUGACAGGGUCCUGACAGAUUCAGUGAUUUCAUUUCAGAGGUUCUUAAAAGAAUUUAUAUUUCUCCUUUUUUACAUAACAUCUGCAGCUAAUUAAGCAGAUGACUUGGUCCCACAUAAUGCUGCAGACUAAACUGCCCGAAACUUUCUUCCUCCUCUCUGGAAAAUCCUUUGAAUCUUUCUGUGGCACAGAUAAGAUGAUCUUACGUGGUAAGGAAUUACUGGCACAUGCAACCAUAUAGAGAUGUAGAACACAGCUCAAGCUCUUGCACUGUACCUGAGUAUUAUUUAUUAGAAUAUAUAGUCUCCCUUGCGUCAGGUGGAUCCUGGUUUGCAGUAUGUCCUAUAACACAUUCUUACAAAAGGGUUAUCAUUUGUGGCUUAAUGAUUUAAAGUUUUAUUGACUAAUUACUAUCAGCUUUUAAUAUAACCAGCGACCUUAUUGGUAUUGUGCACUUGUCCAUUACAUAGUUGAGUUUGUGGUGAGACGGUCAAAUUAUCAGUGAUGGUUACUUGGUUUUCUGAAUAAAAGGGAAGGGAAAAGAGGGACAAAUUAUCUAAUGUCAUUGGAGCAUUUAUAGUAUAACCCCGGAAUGUCUUUGACAUUAUCACUACAGCAGAAGCUUGACAUGAAUUGAUAAAUUAACAUAGGAAACUUAAAUCAUUUUUUGUAUAAUGGACCUUGCACAUCAGCAUUUCCCAUUGUAGUUGGAGAGAAGUUAUCCAUUUCUUCCUUGGCUUCUGUUUGUUGAGUUGAAGUAUCAACUUGUAUUUACUAUGCAUUAACCCAUAAAGGUUUGACAGAGAUUCUCAGCAGUUUCCAACCAGGGAAGAAGUUGUUUCUUAAGUUAGUAACCCCAGUGGAAAUAAAAUUUAUUUAUAUUGGAAAAAAUUUAGAUUUGCUAUGAUAAUUCAUAAACUUGUAUAGGAAGGGUCAUCAAAAUGUAUUGUGAUAUUGGUUCUGAAAAGAACAAUGAAUUCCCAGUCCCACUUGGACUGAAAUCAGACUGACAGGUUCCCACCUAAUUCGUACUCAAUAGCCACUUUAAAGCAAUUCUGUAUUUAUAACUAGGUCUUUUAUAAGAGAUCAAUGUGGUGUGAAAACCUUUAUACAACUAACUUUCAAAAAAUCCUGUGUCUCAAAUUUGGCAGAUUAGAUAUUAAAUCAUAUUCACAGUUUUUCAUCUUUUAAAAUGCAAUUAAAUUGUUGCAUGUCAUUCAUAAGAGACAUGUUUCUUGUCAACUUUGAUUGAACAGUUUAUAUUUUAAAUCUCCUCCUCCUAUUGCAGUGCCAGAGUAUCUGGAUAUUUUAACAUCUUUAAUCAUCCCCACACUACCAAGUUUUGAUUUGAGCUAACAACGAGCACAAAACUACACUAGAAAUAUUUGACUUUGUUUCGAGGGCAGUAAUCUUUAGCCAGUAUAGAGUCAUUAAGGUGAACCUCAUGCAAGUGGAUUUGUGAGAAAUUAUAUUUAGGGCAAUGUGUUUGUCUGCUGAAAUGAAUUCAGAAAUGAGCAGCUGAACUGGGGUUGCUACUUAAGCAAUAUUUUAUCUAAACAACUUCAGAUUAUACAGUGCAUUAAUCCCUUCAAUAGCCCAUGGAAAAUGCAGAAUGGGUCAUAUAGUAAAGCACUAUUUCCUGGUUAGGUUUUUAAGAUAUUUGUACAAUGUUCAAUAAGUGCAUUUUUUUAAGUUGCAGUUUGCUUUGUUAAAAUAUAUGUUGAGUAGCUUUUAAUCAAAAUAUUCACUUCUGUCUAGAAAUGUUGUUGGCUAACUUGCAAUCAAAUUCAUUUUUAGAUUAUAAGCAGGCUAUGGUUAAUUUAAACACCCAACCAAUGUGAACCUUUAUGUUAAUUGCAAACAAUGGUGGAGGUAGUAGAAUGAACAAAAAUACAAAUGCAGCAUCCUGGAGACAUUCUGACCUACGUUUAGGUUUAUGCAGGUAAGGGUUAAGAGCAUUUUUUUUCUUCAGUGUAGUUGAAACUUAUUGGAAAUCUGAAGAUAUAUUUGUGGAUUGACUACAGCAUCGCUCUUGCUACUGUAUUUCAGGCUGAAUCUGCCGAAAGGCUAUCAUAGAAUAUUACAGUAAGAUUAAUGUAAAUUACCUCCUGGGAAUCACUGGAAACCAAUGAGAUUGUGUGGGCUGAAUUGUGUAAUGAGUGAAUGUGUGGUGAGUGGGAUGCACACAAGUCGCACUUGGUGUCAGUAUCCCACCACUGCUUUAUUAGCCUCCAUUUUGUGCCAGUUUAUGAAUUGCUUGGAAGUGCAGGAGACUUUUUAAUUUGUCCUUUUGUAUGCAAGGUUUUUGUUGCCAUAUGUUAAUGAAUAGGCCUUUGAUCUUCUGCCUUACUAUACAGUCACAGUAUACCAAGAGUAACACAUCUUGGGGGUCAGGCUUUCAUCAGAUGACAAUGUCCAGUAUGGACCACCAAGCCAAAGGCACGGAUGGCCACAAGUGCCUUUUUAUUAUUUUUGCUGGAUCUCAAAAUAGUUUUGGCACAUUAGCCACCUGGUAGUGAGAGUGCUGGUUGGUUAGGUUCUAGCCUGGUUGUCUUUUGAAAUAUUCAUUAGCAGUAUACCUGGAGGAGCUGUACAAUGGUGUCAGUUGCAAAUUGCCAACAUCUACUUCAAUAAUCCUAAUGCCAAUGAGCAAAAAUGCUCGCCAGAGCCAAAAUCCUUGUUGUUUUAUGGUAUGGCUUCAAAUGAGGGCAUUGGUGGGGUAGAUACAAGAUUUGUUCUGCUGUAAUUUGGCAUGGGCAAUGAAGUGGUUAGCAUUAGUUAAAAGUUACUAAUAUUUCAUUCCACACACUUUUGUGUGCAAGUGUGUGUUUAUCAGUGAGGAAUCUUAUUGCUGAGAAAUGAUUUUGUUCAUUUUUGCCAUCUGUCAUCUUUAGGGAUGGCCAUAUCAGCAGAGUCCAGAGGUGGAAUUAAAAUCCAUCCGCUGUGCUUGAAACUGUCUUGUUCAUAGUCUCCGAAAAGUAUCCCUUAGAGUACCAGUAUGCAUUUCUAUUUUCUAUAUAGAUCUUUCUGAGUGAGCUUCACAACCUAAAGCCAGCUUUGACUAGGUUCUGAGCAGUUCUGCAAGACGUGCACAUGCACAUUAUGAACUAGCUUUGAGAGUUUUUCCAAAGUAAAUUCAUGUGAUAGUCUUUCGUUCACCAUGGAGGUUUUUGUUUAAUCCAUUUUGGAGCUGGAUUUGAAUCAAGGUUAUUGGUGGAUGGUGUUUCAGUCUCUUUGAUUACUUAUUCCAGGGAGCAUUGCAUUUUUUGGCUAAGUACUCAGUUAUGGAUUUUGGGUAGUUGCAUGAGAAAUUUCCUCUUUCCUGCUUCCCAUGAAACCUUUGUUAUUUCCCUUUGAUUCAUCCCUGUAAGCACAGUGAGGUUGCCUACCACCACACUUCCCCAAUAUUUUAGCCAUUUGAGAUAGCUACUAGGGAAUUAACAAGUAUGACAGAGGCUACUUUUUCCCUCUUAAUGGAAGGACACCUAUUCAUUCUUGCUGCUUUUAAUCAACCUCCGGUUGCCAUACACAGACCGCAGAAGCUGAAUUUCAGAUUGAGUCACAUGUUAGUUUACCAAUAGAGAAGCUGCACUAAAUAAUGUAGUCUAGCUUCAAGUAACCUAACCCUGAAGGCCCAGGCUCUUUAGGCAUUAGCAUCACUGCUUUAAUGUCUUUUUUUUUAAUUCAAAAAAAAAACCAGUAAACAAACUCUACAAGUGUAAUUUGCAGCAUUUUUUAUCAACCAAUUUAAUGUUUUCUUUUCACUUUAUUAAAUAGCUAAUAUAUAAUGGCAAUCAACUUUCUGUAAAACAUUAUCAAAAUAAUUUUGGUAAAACUAUUUGAACCACCAAAACAGACUAAUUUUGGCUCAAGAAUAAACAUCACAAUGUUAGUUCUCAACUGAAAAUAGUCCCUUUCAUUCUCUAAAAGGGCACAUUCCAGUUCAAAGCCUCUAUCCUUCAAUAAAUAUGACCACAAAUUGGAUAACCAGAGAUUGACAUCUUCCUUACUUUAAAAGCUGAAUCUCCAGUUCUACUCACAUCCAGGGCAGAAAACUGGAUCAUACUGCUAAUAUAUCAUCCAAAUGGGUUGGUACACUAAAUAUCCUAACUAACAAAAGCAUUAUUUCUAUCCACCAUUAAAACACCUCUGUUUGUACUAGUCUGAUCGAAUGGGCAUAAAAGGACAGACUUGGAAUCAAGUCUUGGGGAUCUUGCAGUGACAUGCUAGUUUUAGUUGUCAAGUUCUGCAUAAACCGCUUUUUUAAGAAGGAGAAUAUUCCUUCUGUGCCUUACCAAUCAAAUAUCUCUUUUUAGCCCUGUAUAGCUCCUCUACAGUUAACUGAAGAUGGCUCAAAGAAUAUGGUUGAAACUUUUUAACCUUAGUACUAAACUUUUAAGUAGUUCUGCUUUUUCAUGGAGUCUGCAAACAAAACCUCCUGUGAGUUUCAUAUCAUUCAUAAAUGCCAUUUUUAAUUCUGACUAGUCUUUCCUUGGCUCCCUGCAGUACACCACAGUAUUGUAAAUAUUCAUUUCUAGCCUUCCAGUUAAUAGUUUAAAUUUUCGCAUAACAAAACAAUCUUGAUGAUUACUGUUGUGCUAUCAUUGUCGGCAAGGUAAGCAUGAACUAACUGAGGAAAAUUAAUGUUGUGGCAGUAUUGUGACUUGCAGGAUCACCCCACUCAUCUCAGCAUUUGAAUGUGAUACCAUAUAUGUCAUAUAACGUAACAUCUGAGAAACAGGUGGGACCAUUGAGUUAUGUUUCUGAAUUAAAUUUUAAAGUAUAUUCUUUAGUCUUAUUCUGAUAGAAAUCUGUAAAUAGUACUGAGGGUUAUGUUACACCACUGAUUCCAAUUGUAAUACUGUAACCUAAAAGCAACAUUCUCUCACCAGUGAGUGUGCCUAGAUGCUAGUCAACAUCUUCAAGAAGUUAAAGGUGACCAUAAUUCAGCAUUUUAACCUAUUGUAGCAAAAUGGGAAUUAAAUCAUUUUUCCAAGUCUUUUUUUUAAUACAAUCAUGUGGGGAAGGGCAAAUGGUGAUGUGCCUGGUGUAACAGCCAACUUAGUGCUGAAAUGGUCACCCAUCACAAUUUGAAUGCCAUCAGGGCAGACGCAAGAGGGACAAAAUGGAGGAUUCAUGAAGGGCUAUGCUAAGUGCAAUAGGGUUUUUUUUUCAGGUCCUACAGACAGCCUCGAAUAGCAGUAUCUACUGAACCCAAAUACAAUAAGAGAAAGCUUAUCAUAGUUUUGAUUUAAUGACCACUUAAAAUACUUCUUAAUUUUUUUGAAUGUAUUAGGAAGCCUAUGAUGCUAAUUUUGUUUACACAAAGUUGUAACCAAUAAUCAUUUCAUUUAAAAGACUGCAAUAAGUAUGUUGCAGUGUCUUGUCAGAAGGGGGGCAUAUUCCUCUGACAUUUAGAAUUUUAAGACAUGUAUACUUUCCUGUGCCAUUGAUCUUCCUUGUGGUUAUAUUUGCUAUUUGAGGGCAUAUUGUUAUGCAAAAAAAAUCCUUUUAGAUUUCCAACAUUGCAAUGAAAGCAGUUUUGUCAUUUAAGAUGCAGUUCCCCAUUGGUGUUAAAUCUUAUUUGAAAAGAUGUUUCAAAUAAAACUAGGCAUUGAAAUGUUUGGAUGGAUGUGAUGUAAGUUUAUGAAUAUUUGCCUUCAAAAUAUUUUACAGAUAAAUAAUGAAAUGUUGGUCUUUGUGACAAACUUUUUUUUUAAAUCCUCCUAUUGUACGCUCUUUCAUGGCUGCCUCUCUGAAAUGACCUGAUUCUGUGAAAGAUGUGUUUGGUGUUGUGAAGAAUGCUUAACUCUUUAUCCAUACAGUUUUUUUUUUAAAAACCUGUGUGGAAUAUCCCCUUGGACUCUGAACAUAAGAGGAGGAAGAGAGUAACAAAAAUCCAGUCCAUCUGAUAUAGAUUGCAUGUUUGAUCAAUAUCUGAUUAAUUGGUCAUGGUCCAUAAAGAAGCUGACUCUUAAAAGGGCUAUAGCUCUUUGUGGAUGAUGACCUGAAGGGUCAAGGGAGAAAUGAAUUUGUUCUUUAGUCUAACAAGCAAAAAGUGCAACCAGUAAGUCUUUGUCCUUUAUUCCUAAACACCAGUGCUCAACAAACAAUGGUGCAUUGUCCAUGUGUGUUACAGUUAAAUUCUGUAUUGCCCAGGGAAUGUUUGUAUGCUGUAAUGUCGAUCUUUUUUUAAUAAAAAAAGAUACUGAAAGUAACUUAAAAUAAAAUGAUUUUAAAAGAUGCAGUCCCACUUUGUAUCCUGGUUUUAAUGUGAAAAGUUCCAGGCAAACAGCAAAGACUUUAUAAAACAAGUAAUCUGUCAGUAAAAUGAUGCACGUGUGAACCCAGAUAAAUUUAAUAAAUUUUGCUUUGUGAACAUGCUUAGCAUUUAUCUUUGGUAAACUUUUCUUCGUGCACUUUUACCUUUUUUGUCUAAGGUUUAACCUCACGUAGACAGUGUCUG